Molecule: messenger RNA, 956 nt
Organism: Jaculus jaculus (lesser Egyptian jerboa)
Lineage: Eukaryota; Metazoa; Chordata; Mammalia; Rodentia; Dipodidae
Gene: Ly6h
Product: lymphocyte antigen 6 family member H
Exons: 4
Coding region: 116-604 (162 amino acids)
Biological process (GO): acetylcholine receptor signaling pathway
Cellular component (GO): plasma membrane
Molecular function (GO): acetylcholine receptor inhibitor activity; acetylcholine receptor binding
Source: RefSeq, a predicted model, not a curated record
GUCUGCGGCUGCGUCCCCCGAAAGGCGAGCUGCGCCGGGUUCCGGUCCGCAGGGAGAGCGAAGGGCAUCACUCCCGCGCCGCGCCGCACCCAGCCCUGAGCGCCGACGCCCCGGGAUGCCUGCUUCCCAGAGGACCCCCGCCCGCAACCCCCCCCGCGUCUCCCCCAGGCCCGCUCCGAGCCUGCUGCCUGCGGCCAUGAAGAGCCUCGGCCUGGCGCUGCUGGCCUUGCUGCUGUGCCCUGCACCGGCCCAUGGUCUGUGGUGCCAGGACUGCACCCUCACCACCAACUCCAGCCAUUGCACCCCGAAGCAGUGUCAGCCGACGGACACCGUUUGUGCCAGUGUCCGGAUCACUGACCCCAGCAGCAGCAGGAAGGAUCAUUCUGUGAACAAGAUGUGUGCUUCCUCCUGUGACUUCGUUAAGCGACACUUUUUCUCAGACUAUCUGAUGGGGUUCAUUAACUCUGGGAUCUUAAAAGUCGACGUGGACUGCUGUGAGAAGGAUUUGUGCAAUGGGGCAUCUGCAGCAGGACGCAGCCUCUGGGCCCUGACUGGGGGACUCCUGCUCAGUCUGGGGCCUGCUCUCCUCUGGGCUGGGCCCUGAGGUCCUUCCUCCCUCCCUCAUGUGGGGCUUGGGAACUUGGUCUCCUAGGCUGUUGCUGUCCCUCCCUAGCCUGGCCUAGCUGAGGCUGGGGAGCCAUGGCCCAGCAUUGAGGUCUGUGGCUCUUAAUCUCCUCCGAUGAGGAGCCUGUCCACCUCUUUGCCAGCUCCACAUCCCAGGCAGCUGGACCUCUCCAGGAGACUAGGCUUCUGGGCCGGAAGCAGGGGGUGGGGAGUGAGGGCAGGAGGCUGGGACCCCCAGGUCUCCAAGGGGAGGGGAGACCAAGCCAGGUAUAGCCCAACAGUCUGCCCUGGGGCAUUAUCUACAGAGAAAUAAAGUCACUUCUGAGUCCUGA